This is a messenger RNA of Aspergillus ochraceoroseus IBT 24754, 2618 nucleotides long. It is a transcript of the gene sec23, whose product is annotated as GTPase-activating protein SEC23. Lineage: Eukaryota; Fungi; Ascomycota; Eurotiomycetes; Eurotiales; Aspergillaceae. The record is from RefSeq and is a predicted model, not a curated record. Gene Ontology annotation, molecular function: GTPase activator activity; zinc ion binding. The transcript is spliced from 7 exons. Gene Ontology annotation, biological process: COPII-coated vesicle budding; intracellular protein transport; endoplasmic reticulum to Golgi vesicle-mediated transport. The coding region runs from base 180 to 2495 and encodes 771 amino acids. Gene Ontology annotation, cellular component: COPII vesicle coat; endoplasmic reticulum exit site.
AUAGCCUCCAGACAACUACAGUUGUCGGCAGUUUCUCUUUUUCAAUCAGGAUUAUGCUCUUUGGGGCUUGUCGGGAUAUAUAAUCUGUGGAAUUAACGAGGACUUUCAUUCAGUUUUGUUGCUGUUUAUUUAGAUCUCCUACCAUCUAGACCCCCCCAGUUCCCCAACCGGACCGCAAGAUGGACUACGAAGCGUUGAAGGACCAAUGGAGCGAUGUUGAAGACCGUGAUGGAAUCAGACUGAGCUGGAAUACCCUCCCAAGCUCUCGCAUGGAAGCGUCCCGACUUGUCGUCCCUAUCGGUGCGGUUUACACUCCUCUCAAGGAGAGAUCUGAUGCUCCCCUUUUACAAUAUGAGCCGGUGACUUGUAAAGCGCCCUGUCGGGCGGUCCUGAACCCAUAUGCCAACGUUGACGUCCGGGCUCGGAUUUGGAUCUGUCCUUUCUGUCUUAUGCGCAACCCCCUUCCUCCUCACUACAAGGAUAUCACGGAGAGCACGAUACCGCCAGAGCUUCACCCCCUGAGCACGACGAUCGAGUAUCAAUUGGCACGCCCUGCCCCGGCUCCUCCCAUCUUCGUAUUCGUCGUCGACACCUGCCAGGAGGAGGACAGUCUGCAAGCGGUGAAGGAUUCGUUGGUGAUGAGCUUGUCUUUGCUGCCACCCAAUGCCUUGGUUGGAUUGAUCACAUUUGGUACUAUGGCACAAGUGCAUGAGCUUGGAUACACCGAGUGCGCUAAGUCCUAUGUCUUCCGCGGCAGCAAAGACUAUACCGCCAAGCAAGUCCAGGAAAUGCUGGGUCUCAGCUCUGGAGUUCGCCCCAACAUGCCAAACAUGCCUCAGCAGGCUGCCCGGCCGCCUCUUGGCCCUGCCGCACGAUUCCUUCUCCCAGUCCAACAGGCUGAGUUCCAAAUCACCAACAUGCUGGAGCAGCUUCAGCGUGACCCUUGGCCCGUGGCAAAUGAUAAGCGCCCUUUGAGGUGUACUGGUGUGGCUCUGAGCGUCGCUGUUGGCCUGCUGGAGUCCUCUUUCCAGAAUGCCGGUGCCCAUAUUAUGGCUUUCACAAGCGGCCCCGCUACUGAAGGCCCAGGUCUUGUUGUUAGCCCGGAGCUGAAGGAGCCAAUUCGUUCUCAUCACGAUAUUGAUCGGGACAACAUCAAGUAUUAUAAGAAGGCAGUGAAGUUCUAUGAUAACCUGGCCAAGCGUGCUGCCAACAACGGCCAUGCCAUUGAUGUCUUUGCUGGUUGCCUUGACCAAGUCGGUCUUCUGGAAAUGAAGAAUCUUGCUAAUUAUACUGGUGGACAUAUGCUUCUCACCGAUGCAUUCACAUCUUCUCAAUUCAAGCAAUCGUUUGUCCGUGUCUUUGAUAAGGAUGCAAAUGAAAAUCUCUUGAUGGGUUUCAACGCUUCACUUGAAGUUCUCACGACAAAGGAGCUUAAGGUCACUGGCCUGAUUGGUCAUGCAGUUUCUCUGAACAAGAAAUCCAGCUCUGUAGGCGAGACUGAAUGUGGUAUCGGUAACACCUGUGCUUGGAAGAUGUGCGGAAUCGAUCCUUCUUCAAGCUACGGUAUUUACUUCGAGAUUGCGAGCCAGGGUGGCCCUGCGGCGGUGCAGCAAGGCCCUCAGCGAGGCAUGAUGCAGUUCCUUACAUACUACCAACACUCCUCUGGAAACUACCAUCUCCGCGUUACCACUGUUGCCCGGAACCUGAGUGGCCCUGCUGGUGACCCGGCUCUCGCUCAGUCUUUCGACCAGGAAGCCGCUGCUGUCCUCAUGGCCCGUAUUGCUGUGUUUAAAGCGGAAGUUGAUGAUGGCCCUGAUGUUCUUAGAUGGGUGGAUCGGAUGCUCAUUCGACUUUGCUCGCGGUUUGCUGAUUACCGGAAGGAUGACCAAACAUCGUUCCGACUGGAAAAGAACUUCACCCUAUAUCCUCAAUUUAUGUUCCAUCUCCGCAGAAGCCAGUUCUUGCAAGUGUUUAACAACUCCCCUGACGAGACUGCCUUUUACCGUCACGUUCUCAACCACGAAGAUGUUGGCGAUUCCCUCGUAAUGAUUCAGCCCACACUGGAUUCGUAUUCUCUGGAACACGAAGGAAGCCAGCCAGUUUUGCUGGACUCCGCUUCCAUUCAGCCAUCUCACAUUCUUCUCCUGGACACUUUCUUCCAUAUUCUCAUUUUCCACGGCGAGACCAUCGCGGAAUGGAGAAAGGCAGGAUAUCAGGAGCAGGAGGGCUACGAAAACUUGAAGCAGCUUCUUGAACAGCCAAAGGAGGACGCUCGGGAACUUAUUGCGGACCGUUUCCCUCUGCCCCGAUUCAUUGUUUGUGAUGCCGGAGGCUCUCAGGCUCGUUUCCUCCUGUCUAAGCUCAACCCGUCCACAACGCAUACCACGGGCGGAUAUGGCGGAGGUGUGACAUCACAGACGAUCUUUACCGACGAUGUUUCUCUACAAACAUUCAUGGAUCACCUAAUGAAGCUUGCGGUCUCUGGAACCAACUAAGUUUGGAAACGCGGUAAUGGCCCUUACGAGAGCAAUGGGCGGUCUUACGUCGGUCCUUGGGCCGUGUGUAUCUUUAGCGCUGAUUUGGUUUCUUCUUCUUCUUCUUUUUUUUUUUUUUUUUUU